Molecule: messenger RNA, 17733 nt
Organism: Strigops habroptila (Kakapo)
Lineage: Eukaryota; Metazoa; Chordata; Aves; Psittaciformes; Psittacidae
Gene: ZNF704
Product: zinc finger protein 704
Exons: 9
Coding region: 374-1915 (513 amino acids)
Biological process (GO): regulation of transcription by RNA polymerase II
Cellular component (GO): nucleus
Molecular function (GO): DNA-binding transcription factor activity; RNA polymerase II cis-regulatory region sequence-specific DNA binding
Source: RefSeq, a predicted model, not a curated record
UGCCGGGGACCGGCGGCGGCGAGGAAGGGCGAGCGGGAGCAGACCCCGUGCCGCGCCCGACAGCCGGGCCGGGCCGGGCCGGGCCGGGCCGGGCCGGGAGGGCAGGCCGGCAGAGGAGGAGGAGGGCGGCGGGAGCAGGUGGGCGAGCGGCGGGGCGGCCGCGCCGGCACUGGGCCCGCCUCGCCGCGCCCGCGGGCCCCCAUGGCCGCAGCGCGCCCGCCGCACACACCCACCGCCGCCCCCCGGUGAGCGCCGCCGCCGCCCCUGGGGCUCGGCGCUGCCGCUGCGCGCCCGCGGCGGGGCCGCUACCCGCGGCCGGGGCUGAGAGCGGCGGGAGGCGGGCCGGGCCGGGCCGGGCGGAGGAGGAGGCACCAUGCAGGCGCGGCGCUUGGCCAAGCGCUCCAGCAUGGGCAGCCGGCGGCUGAGCGCGGGGCCGGUCGCCGCGCAGGCGGACGCGGUCCGGCCCCCCAAGCCCGAGAGCGCCUGGAGGCCGCCCCGGCGGGAGGGCUCCGCUGCGGCGCUGGAGGAGGAGGACGAAGACGAGGACGUGGUGGUGGAGGUAGAGGAGGAGGAGGAGGAAGAAGAGGGCGGCCUGGGGAGUCCCCCUCCAACGCUGACCGGACACGGCAAGGGACCCCCCCGCGGGACCCUCAAGGCAGCCAGCAUCAAGCGUGAAAUGACCUUCCCUGCAUUUCAACAGGAGGAUGUAAAAUGUGACAUCAGUCAAAAACUACCAGACCAACAGUUUCUCCUGUUCACCGCAAAGGAGGAAGAUUUAAAAACAGCAGAGACCAAAAAACCAAGCAGAGCUCAUGAGUAUGAGAAGGAAAACACUCGUUCUGUUUGUCUUCUGGAACAGAAGCGCAAGGUUGUUUCUUCAAAUAUUGAUGUGCCUCCAGCAAGAAAAUCUUCAGAAGAACUGGACAUGGAUAAAGUAACAGCAGCCAUGGUACUCACCAGUUUAUCCACCAGCCCCUUGGUCCGCAGCCCUCCUGUCCGACCCAACGAAUCCCUAAAUGGAUCUUGGAAAGAAGGAGGAUUUGUGCCUUCUAGUACCAGCAGCAGUGGAUACUGGAGCUGGAAUGCUCCCAGUGACCAGUCCAACCCGUCCACCCCAUCUCCACCUCUGUCAGCUGAUAGCUUCAAAGCUUUUCGGACACCUUCUCAGACAGAUGAUGGUAUUGACGAAGCCGAAACAAGCAACCUUCUCUUUGAUGAACCCAUUCCUAGGAAGAGGAAGAACUCCAUGAAGGUGAUGUUCAAAUGCCUGUGGAAAAACUGCGGGAAGGUACUGAGCACAGCUGCGGGGAUUCAGAAACACAUACGGACCAUUCACCUUGGACGUGUAGGAGAGUCUGACUACAGUGAUGGAGAGGAGGAUUUUUACUACACAGAAAUCAGGCUCAAUACGGACUCAGUAGCUGAUGGCUUAAGCAGUCUUUCCCCAGUCUCUCCAUCUUUAGCAUCUCCUCCUGCCUUUCCCACCCAAGAUGCAAUCCGUCCUGAAACUUCCUGUGCCAAAACCGAGACUAAAUUGAUGACACCUCUGAGCCGCUCAGCUCCUACCAACCUCUACCUCGUACACACGGACCAUGCUUACCAGGCCACUCCUCCAGUGAACAUUCCAGGGUCAGCAAAAUUCACUCCCAAUGGCAGUAGCUUUAGCAUCUCCUGGCAGUCGCCUCCAGUUACCUUCACCGGCAUUCCAGUCUCACCAACUCAUAAUCGUCCUGCAGGGAGUGGAGAGCAGAAACAGUCCCACACAGUUCUUUCAUCACCGCCUAGAGUAGCAUUUGGCUUGAGGAAGCCUAGAGGGGAGGGGAAAAAGUGUCGGAAGGUCUAUGGGAUGGAGAACAGAGAUAUGUGGUGUACUGCCUGCCGAUGGAAGAAGGCCUGCCAAAGGUUCAUCGACUAAAGAUUGAAAUUAUGCAGAGGAUUUUGGGAUGGGGGAGGACAACAGCAGAACCAGAUUGCUGCAGCUGCACUGUAUCACUUCCCAUUUUCCCUCCAGUGAUGUGGUGUUGCGGGUUUUGUUUUUUCGGGGUGGUUUUUUUUUUUAAAAGAGCUUUGUAUUUCAAAGUGAAGCACUUGUAGCCAAGGAAAAGCACUAAUCAAAACCUGUGUGGAGCAAUAGAGAAAAAAAACCAAGGCAAGCAAAACCAAGAGCGUACAGCAGAAAUCUGUCUUACUAAGUACGGAAACCAGAGCAGCUAGUAGUGUUUUUCUGUAAAAGAAAGGAAAAAGUUAAAUUUUUUGCUAACUCUGUGAGCUGCUUGCUCUCUAGGAUCAUUUUUAACCAUUUCAGUCUCUGUGCUGUGAACGUCUGUAUUUGCUAAACUGAACACUUUUUCUUUUCAUGAAACAAAGAUCUCUUUUUGAAAGCUUUCUAAUAAACACUUCAGAGUCCUAUAAGCUACAGUUUUCUCAGCAAAAGCUGUACUAAGACUGGAGACUGCUAAAUAAUUCUCCUGAUACAAAUGAUCAUGAUUAUAUUCUAUUUUUGGAAAGGGUAUGUGGGGAGGAGUUGGGAUUUUCAUUUGUUUGUUUAUGGGAGCCAAGCAAAGUCUGAAUUCGCAAGAAGGACAAGCAGUGCUCCUGGAAGAUUUUUAAACCAGGCACAGACCAGUGGAGUGGAACGAAGUAAUUUAAGUACCAAAUUGGAUUUUGAUACUCUAGAGGAAGAAAAGCAGCAAUGGAAAGUCACCAGCAGAUACUGUCACAACAAGAACUUGAGAGAAGAAAUCCAGGGAUGCUUGCUUGAAACCUGUAAGAAUAUAAUGGGGGGCCAGUAGCUUGUCUUGCUGCUCCCCUGUUCCUGAGGGAGGAUGAAGAGUUGGACCAGCGCGCCUGUUGCUGCAGGAGGCCUAUAAAGAACUGGUAAAUGCAGCCAAGAUUAUCUGUAAUACCUAUUCAGGGACACGAUCCAGCCCAGCAGUUCUGCUCUUUGCUUCCUUUUCUCUUAUUUGAGAGAAUGUUGUUAAGAUAAAGUUUGCUCAGCUUUUUUUUUUCACCUUAUUAUAGUUGCUAAGAUUUAUUUGAUGCAAAAAGUUAGUAGAGAAAAGAAAAUACCCUGUUUCCACAACAUCAUCUCAGAAAAAGAAGUUCAGCAACAAAGGAGCAACGUAUUUAUGGUAAAAGUCCAUUUCUUAAGUCAUUUUGAUACACAAAUUAACAAGUUUCUCUACUUGCAGGACUUGGAUAGAUUUGGGUACUUCAGUUUCUCUGUCCAUGAGGAUAGACAAUUGUCUAAGGUGGCUCGUUCUCACUAAAAUAAGGGGACUCAAAGUAUCUAAAAUGCUCUCUCAAAUCUGGUCCAAAGUUGACGUGAUAGCUUUAUGAAGUGUGCAUUGCUGCUUAUGCCUAUGUAAAAGCACAAACCAACAAUGCAGUCAUUUAGAAUAUACACUAUGAAUUCAGUAAAGCAGUACUGAGAAGUAAAAUCUAUAAUAGGAGCUACUGAAGGUUAUCAUCUGAUUUUCUUUGAACAAGUUAAUUGGGCAAUCAGAUGCCUCAUUUGAGCACACUAUUGCUGCAGUUGUUUACAAAUGGUGUGAUUUACAUGCACAAGUGGCAAGACACGCUUGCAUGCACCCAAUUACUUGAUUUUUUGCCCUAUGUGUUCUCUAAGUCAUUAAAGAAAGCAAAAAAGAAAAAUAAGACUCUGAAAUCUAGUAAGACCCUGAAAUAUAUACACAUAUGUGUGUAUGAUUAUAUAUACAUGAAACUAUAUAUUAUGUAGUUACAUAUAUAUAUAUAUAAAAAAAAAAAUCUGGGAUCAGCAGGGAGGAGAAAGAUUGUUUUCUUUAUAAAUAUAAAACCCAAGACACUAAAGGUCCGUGGGUAUACGUAGCCACUGUAUUAUCUUCUUUCCUCUUAGUAAAAUGUGGGUCAUGGUAUUUCUUUGGAUGUUGUAUUUUUUUCAAUGCCCUUAGUAAAAUACCUCAUAGUAAUUCAUAGUCGUUUAUCUUCAAACAUGGAGCUUGCUGAUGGUGCAUUUACUUUGGUAGAAUUAGAAAACGUGGGAUCUUUCCAAGAUCCUCCUGCCAGUUUCACCCUCCCCAUUUUUACAAGCACUCUGAGACUAAUUAUGAAGUGUUCCAUAAUUAAUUUGACUAUCGUUAGACUGACAGUAUUUGCCUCUAUAUUUGUUGUUCCCCUCCUUUUAUUUUUUCCCUUUUUGCUUUGGAAGAUUUUUUUGGAAAUUAAUGUAUCAGAUUGUAUAUUGUUUCUAUAAUGUCAUGGCAUCAUGAGCACCUUCCUGAGGGCACUUUACGAAUUAUUGUAAUAAGAUUAUUCUUUAUGAAUUUCUGCAUGGAAGAAUGGUUUUGUUGCCAGACCAGAUUGCCCUCUGGUACAGAUUUGAUACGGAUUACACAGAGGCACAAAAGCCACAAAUCGUCAAAGCGGGAUAGAAAGUUGGCGUUAACAAAACAGAGGACAGAAGAUACUUGGUAAAUCCUGCCAGGACAAAGCUCAGUUACCAGUGUUUUUACACAACGUUUAAUCAGCAGUUUAUAUUAAAUCAGUUUUGCAUCUUAUGGCUGUGGCAUUUUGAUUCAAAAGCAGGCACUUCUCCAGUUGCCGUGGAUAGCGGUAGCGAGGCAGCGCGGCCGCCCGGACCCGCAUGAAGCGCUCACCAGUCGCUUCAUGCCUUGAACUCAGAUUACUUCAUGUCGCACGAGCACUGCAGCUCCCACCGAGAUCCCCUUCGCCCUCCUGACACACCCAGCAGCGAACAGAAACGUCAGCAAAGCCUUUCAUGUGCUGGCAGUACCAGCACCGUCUGGAAUAACCUCUUCUGGUUUUCAGUCUCUUGCUUCUGUGUUGCUCUAAGCUGCGUCGCUGUCCUCCUCAUGUCCAUUCAGCUCACGCUUCUGCACCGGCCUCUUGGAAGAGUCAGGCUUCUCUGUUUUCCCAAGGAAGGGCUAGCUGUAUGCUGUGGGCAUCUGUCAUCAUCAGUACAUGCAAUUUCCCCUGUUGUGGUUUCUCUGCAGGAGGUAGGUCAUUGUCUCUGACCUCCCAGAGAAGUCAGAAAGAGUGACCUGAAUGCAUCACACAGGCUCUGUGUGCUGCAGGGAUUUGGAUGUGGGUUUGUUCAUGUCAAAAGCCAGAACUUACCCCUGAGAUACAAAAAUGGACGGAUCUAUUUUAUUGGGUUUAACCACUUACUAGUAUUGAUGCUUGUAACAGAAAUUGCCGUGGAGAUCAACUGUAUAGAUCUCAAAUAUUUUUCUUCAGGAGCUGUCUUGCUAAACAAAGCUGUUUCCCACUUCCCCAUUUACCCCAUCCCCCCAAAGAUCUAGAAAAAAUAAUUUUAGAAGUGAGAAAUUUUAAUGGCAGUUUUUAAAAUGUCGCUGUGUUCCAACUGCUCCUGUAUGAAGCUAUUGGACGUUACAAACUCAAAUCAUCGUCGUCAUAAAACGAUUUCCACCCAAAACAAUGUGCCUGAUUCUCUAGUGCCUUGCACAAAUGUAACACGAUACACAAGAUGCAAAGGGAGCAAGAACUCUUCCAUUCCAACUAGCAGGUUUAACUGACUUUUAACCAGUGCCACUUGUCAGCUGGUGGGUAUCUGUUGUUGUGUAAACCAGACCUGUAUGCCCUGCCAGUGUGAUUAAGUGGAGCAGAAUGCCUGUCUGUUGAAUUGCUUUUUCCAAAUCACUAGCCUGGUAUGAACGUCGGCUGUCAAAUGAUCCCAGUUUCCUCGCACCCAUUCGCUAUCCCCACCAUCACUUUGUUCAUUCCUUCUCCCUUUUUGAAGGUAAUGACCAGGUGGGCAACACAAUAGGAGUCAAAGCUUUGGCCAAAAGUUCUUGUAAAACCUGCGUGUAAGAGCAAUUCCAGCUCCAUGCAAUAUCCCAGAUGUUCUUGUCACUCACUUUUUAUUUUUCAGUCAUUCUGACCUGGUGAGUCAGGAUGGUUUCCUCUCUCUUGCUAUGGUCUGGGACCAGCAAGAGUGGCCCUGCCAAGAGUUCAGGACAAUCACUGUAAGUGUGGCAAUGCAAAGUGGUUUCUUUCUUCCCCUGCCUGUAAAUAUGUUGAAACACCAUUUCAGAAAUAGGACCUGAAAUCAGAAGCUUGCUAGCUAUAGACAGAGACUUCAGAGGUUACCACUGAGGCUUGUUUCUCUUGGUUCAAACUCUGGUCAUCUGUUGGAGAAAGUUGUGCUGCACCUUUUCAUAGAAAUAUUUCAAUAAGGGAACGUUUGUGAAGUCUCAGCUUGGUCUUAUAUUUACACUUUGUUCAAUCUUCUUGAAAGGUGGUAGGUAGCACUGGAACUGAGACCUCUGUGGAGUAGGGGAUUUAAUCUGCAUUCAUCAGGGGUUUUCUCAAUGAUAACUGCAGGCUGCUGCAAAGCAUCAUAGCGUAGAUUUUGUUCUAGUCUAAGUUCAGGGGAGUUUUAUGGCACCUUUAGCAAAAUAGCUAGAAAGUAAUCCCCAAGAAAAAUUAAUCAGGCUGAGGGUUUAAAUACAUUCUGCAUCUGCUAGAUGUGAGCAGCCCUCGUCUGCAUCUAUGAGGAGAAGCCAGAACAACCCUGAAAACAAAUCAGUCUCUUUCCGAUGACACCAAGUGAAAUAAAACACGGGCUGCUCCUGUGCCUGCUCAUACCCACAGCAAGAAUUCAUUUGGCCAGCCAGCUGAUGACACGUAAGGGAAGAGAUAAAUUUAGUAACAAGCCAGUGUUCUGCUUCUUAACACAACACUAAGAAUUAUUUUCCUUCCGUGUUUGAAUCCGAAUGUGAGAUCUCCAGUAUACCCUUGAGGGGAAUUAAUUCAGUGAUACAAAUUCUGUUUUGGCUUUCCUAUGACUUGGGCAUCUACACAGUAUUAUACUAAUGGGUUUCAAGAUUAAAUCUGAAUUCUUGAUGUAGUUCAGUGUUAAGGAUGGACUCAGAUGUUUUAUAAUGUUUGAAUGUUAGUGUUUACUAUUUGCCAAUCCUUUUUAAAAGAUCAGGUUUUACUUUGGAGUCCUUAUCUCAGUAUGUUAUACCGUGCAGCACUUAGUGUAUGAUGUGUAAUGCUCGGAUAAAAAAUGUUACUGAAAUGCUUGUAAAAACUGUGUUUGGAAGACAGGAAGAAAACCAGAGUUCAUGCAGAUUUCCUCAGGGAACGUAAGAGGGCUGUAAAGGCAGGGUGUAGCUUUAUUUGAAUGGAUGAUGGCUAACAAAUAUUUUUUUUCCUAGGCAAAAUUAAAGAGCAAUAUGUCACUACUUGAAUUACUGAAAUUGGAAGGAAGCACUAAUUACUGAACAAGGUUUUAACGCUACAGCUUAUGACGUUCCAAAUAGGGAAAAAAACCAUGUUAGAUGAUAUGAAAAUACAGAAAAUGAGCUUGAACCAUAUCCUAAUUAUUGUAUAAAUCUAUACAUUUGUAUAAAUCUUUUAAGAUCUACUGUAAAUAGGAAGGCUUCUUGUUUAUAUAGCUGCUUGGUCAAAGGAUACUUUGCCUAUAAUUGCAUUACUUCUUACCAAAUCACUUCAGCAAGCAAAAAACUAAUAUUUUAGCAUGAUAUCCUGGAGGUGCUGAGUACCCACUUUGCAAAGCGCUAAUUCUACAUGGAAUUAAAAGAAACUGUGAGACCAUGGUUUUGGUAGGGGGUUUUUUGUAUCUGCAAAGGUAUCAGCUUCAGGAAACCCAAGAUUUCAUUGAGCCCUGUUAAUUGGUACUUUGAAGGAAUAAUAUGCAAAUUCUCAAUUUUUUUCUUCAUUUGUAUGCAAAGAAAUUAUUUUGGGUCCAUAAUAAUUUUUUCCUGUCAACUCUUUCUCCUGUGUCCAGGGACUCCAUUUUGCAAAUUCCCAAAUAUUUAUACUGAAGCGAAUGAAGAUGAGGCUCUUCAAUAUUAGGACCUAAAAGUGUAAAUAGCACCUGGCAUCAGAAUUUGCAGUAUCAGUAUUUAGCUGUAGUAAUUAAUUCUUGCAGUGAAGCCAACAAAUCUUUCAGGGAAGGGGAGCACCUAACCUAUAAAUGAGCAGGUUUGGCUGUGCAGAGGUAGAGCUGCUGGUAUUCCAGCAGUAAAACGUAGGCUCACAUUGAUCAGAGCACUCAAGUAGGGGUUUAACUUUGUGUGCGAGUUUGUUGAUGAGACUAUCAGUGUUUCUAAAGUUAGGCACACAUUCGUAUGCUCUUCUGAAACCAGGCCUUUGGCAAGAGCACAUACUCUUACAGCUUUGUUUGAAAUAUGCACUUUGUAAGACAAUCUAUCUUUCUCUGAUUUUAUGCAACUUAUCUUGUGUUUAGAAGACCAGACAAAUUUAAGAGAAUUUUAGUUUUUUAAUUACUUUUUGCAUCGCAGAGGGAAAGUGAGAAAGAAGGCAGGUUUAACCAUACACUUGAGCACGUGAAAGCAUUGCCUAGGUUUGUAAACGGUGUCCGUUUGCCAUCAAGUUUAAAGGAACUCAUUGAAGCACGUCAGAAAAACAACACAUGACAAGCAGGUCACGUUAUAUAAAUGUACGUAGUUCCAUCUGUAUUCCCUGUACGCUCAACACUCCUCCAGGCAACUGGAGGCAUAGGAGCUCUUAGUGUGCAAGGAAACAUACAAGUAAGUUUCCCUAAAAACUUUAGGAAUGCUGUGCUUUUAAGCCAGAGAUGAUGUUGUCUGUGUAAUUUGUAGUGUUAAAAGGAAAUAGAUGGUAGCCUUAUUAACAAAGUGCAAUACUUACAAAGGGCUAAAUUAUGGAAACAAGUGGUGUGUGUUUGUACACCACUGCGAAAUGUGCACUCUGUUAAAACUGACUUUUAUAGCACUGCGAUCUUAUUACCUCUCUGAAAUUAUAAUGUUGGUAUAAUUUUAUAACCAUUUUGUACAUCGUGAAACAGGAUUUGGGAUUGCUUGGCUUGAAAUUGUAUUCUUUUGAAAAUAACUUUUAAAAUAGAGAGAUUCCUUCAUCACACUGUACAGUCUGAAUGAGAUCAUACAACAUGACCUGCUCCAUCUUAUGUGGAGAGUUCAUGCAAAUUUAUAUAGCUUAUAUACCUACACAGAGGUAUGUAACAUCAAGGAGGUUAUAUAGGAAAAGAUUACAUUAAGGGUUCGUGGUUCAGUUAUGAAAAGGGUUUCAACAAUCAAACUAAAAGCUCCACUCACAUAUUUUUUCUCUCCAUCUGCACCAUGGGGUCAACAGAAUACAGGUUGCCAAGUAUGGUGUGUCUUGCUAUCAUACACCUUACAGUGACGACAUGCCAUUUUUCCAUCGCUGUUACUGUUCAGUCUUAGAGUCCAGAAUUAACUAAAAGACAGGAAUAAUCCCAUCUGUUGCACAAAAGCUCUUUGGUUGUUUCCCUGUUUGACUGACUUACAGGAAAGGGCCAAAGGACAAGCUCAAAUUCAGGGACGUUAGUUGAAAGAGGCUUGAGCCAGUCAGGUAAGACUUGAAACAAAAUUGCUCAGAAUCAGAUCCCAAUAGGAGGAAACUAGUCUUAAGCAGUCAAUUACAGAAGUUUUUUGGCUUGUUGUUUUGGGUUUUUUUUUAAAUUACAAGCCUGAUAAGAAGUCUUGUUACACAGUUAAGAGCAAAAUGCAGAUAGUGUUGUAACUAGAUGGGCCCUCAAAGCAUUACGGAUUUUCUCAGGAGAGUUGCAAUUACUCCCAUAAAUAACUGCACUGACUAGGGCUGCUCAAGCAGGUAAGGGGUGUAGAACAAAGGCACUUGGGUUUUCCUCCGUGUGACUGUUUCUGCUGUAAUUGGGAGUGUGAUUGCUUGAGAAGCAGAUUUUGCUGUUAGGCUUUGUGAGAGGGAUGGACAGGCACCCAGGCACAUUGGCGUGGCCGCUGGAAGAUGCUGGCCCAGUUUCUAGCAAUACCAAAGUGGCAGUACUUUGGAUGUGUCACUUUGUGACAGAUUUAAGAGCUGUUAAGUACCAUGGUAUUCAGCCUGUAAUCCACCCUACUGAUAGCAGGCCCAGGGAGAGGGAGGAUUCCUGGGAGGGGAUCCAAUAUAGCAAACCUGUUGUGAAGGGUGUCACCACCAUGGUCAUCAUGUUGUCAGCUGGAGCAAGUGCUCCAUGUGUUGUGUCCAGCCUGAGGGAAGUGGUUACCUGCAUUCAUUCAUGACCCACAGUACAGAAUGCUCUUCUGAAGAAUACUCUUUCUUUCAGAGCUUAAAAUAAAACUUUUGGGAGAACUUUUAUGUUAUGGAAGUUUCACUGAAUAAAUUACAGUAUUGCCAGAGCUGAAACCAGAAGUGGUGGUUUCCCUCCUUCCAGAGCCAUGCUGCAGCUCCCGGACCAGCCGGUGGGAGCACGCUCCCAUCUGGGCUCUCCAGAGCCUCAUAACCGUAGCUGAGUCUUCUUCCCCAAGAUUUGCUGGAACCCAGCAAAGAGCCCCACACCAGGCCAGUGUGAGUUUGACCCCCAGCUAAAGGAGGCUAUUUCCAGCUCUUUCCCAACUCUUCCUAAGCGUGUGUUUUAUUAGUAGACUUGCAUAAAGGGGGCAUUGCCCCAGGACUUUCCAAUGGCAUUGCUAACGAAGCACCAGCCACCCCGGCAUUUGCAAGGAACCAGACAUCGUCUUUGUUAAUCAUGGGGUUUGGGCCAUAUUGUUUUAGAUUUAAUCUCUACAUUUCACCUAACACUGUAGUUCCACAGCAGAUUAAGUUGCUGUGCGAGAUCUCCGGGCCACAGAAAAUCAGGGUGUACGUCUUACCCAGACAUGGCAGCAAGUAGGAAAGAUCCUCAGCUGCUUUGCUAGUGCAGUUUUUCAGCCUCUCUUUAUUACAGAAUCACUGUAAUGGUGAUGGGACUGCUGGGAAAAGGUAAAGGUUCCUCAGUUAAUUGAAGGAAGGUAACUGCCAGCAUCAGUUGCACUAUGUUUUGUUAAACUCUGCGAAAAAAGUAAUUAUGUUUUUUUCUCCUCUGCUAGUCAUAUUAUUUCAUAUAAGAAAAGUAUUUCCAUCACAGAAGGGGGUGAAUUUAGCACCACUUAAGCAGCUGCAGGAAAACAAAAGCCAAACUGCCCAGUUUUUAUGAAUACGGGAUUUCUAAUACACUCUGCUUGCAUAAGACUGCAGCACUUGGAGCCAUGCACCCUUUUGUCUCACUUCAGUCACAAAAGGGAAAUAACUGUCCACAUAUAUUGUUCUUCCUUUGUUUCCCAUCAAAUGUGGGUUUGGAGAAUACAAAGUAUUUUUUUAAAAACCAUUUUUUCUGAGUUAUUAUUUUUCAAAGCAGAGCAUUUCCUUUUUCACUCUGUGUAAAAUUAGUGAAUUUAAUUUGCUCUGCAUUGCACUUUAUGUAUUUUUUUCACUUGUUGGGCUUUUGUUAAUCUAGUUUUAACUAGAAAUUAACCAUGAAACUAAGAUUUUUUUAUAAAAAUGCAAGUCCCAUAAAAUACAGCAAAUGAACUAUUUAGGUCAGAGAUGUUUUUAGUGAUAUGUUGAAAUACUAUAGCUUCUGAAAUUAUUUACCAUUUGGUAAAUUUAAUACAUUAAUGGAUAGCAUGGUUUAAAAUAGAAUAUGAAUAAGCAGGAGACAAAGUUCUAGACACUGGAUCUGCUUAUGUGCAAAACCUGCAUUAGUUUAAUUGAUACGGGUCUUAACAAAAUUAGUCUAAUCUAGGUUAAAGAAAUAUAAAACUAUUUAAUAAGCCAGGUUCAAAUGAAAAGAGGUCACAGAAAAGUUGAAAUUGGUUUAACCUAAUUACUGAAGAAAUAGUAUUUUCCACCAGGCUAAUGCAGAGCUGUUUAGUGGGCAGUCUGAUAAGCCCCUUGUCCCUGGAGAGGCUGAAUUCACACGAGUACAGGACACUACCCGAAGUUGUACGCGAGUAUAUAUUUCCCUGCUAUAAACAGUAGCUCCCCAAACUCUUAUGAUUACAGACCCACUUCCAGGGUGACAAUAGUAUUUCCAUUUGGUCUUUCCUGCCUUCAUCCCCUCUAAUUAUGGGAACUAGUGUCCUAAAGACAAUCUUCUUGUUCCUAAAUGAGCUAAUGAAGAGCUUACUUACCUUCCCUCUGGUUUUGGUGUUAAACUUACAGCCCUAAUACAACUGCAUGCAGUUUAGCUUAAGAAUUUUUAGAUGCCAGUUAAAACUCUUUAAACAAAGAACAGCUACUCUACCCCAGCACAGAAUCCCUUCAAAUCUUGUGGAGUAUACUGAAAAAUAAAGACCUUUUUUACUUUUACUAUGUCCAAACUCUUUAUUCCAAAUCAUACCUGGGGAAGUGGAAGUCUGCAGUGACCAGAAAACAAAGCAUACGCCAGUGAAGAGGAGAAAGAGAGAGAUGGUGACACUCUCACUUUCUUCUUGGGCUCCCCUCUCCCAGGCUGGUGUGUGUGUGUGCACAGACCACAAACAGCUCUGAAGUCCUCGACACCAUGAUGUGAAACCCCUUCAAAAGCGUUUUGUCAGCCACAUCCCACAGCCCCUGGUUCCUUUAAAGAGGCUUUCAGACAUUCUGCUUUUUCAUUUCUACAUCCAUAGGUAAAACUAAAAGCUCCAGUAGCAUGAUUACAGUCUCACCUUGAGCUGCAGGUAGAUCAUCUUGCUGGGUUUAAUCAAGCUACAGUUUUGCCUACAAAAAUGGGCAAAAUCCAGGUAUUUCUUCAUGCUGUAAAGCUGUGGUGUCCUUACAGGGAGUACCAGGAGGCUCUGGAGCAUGGCAAGCGCGCCGCCAGUGGCAUGCAAGCUUUGUGCUUGCCAUUAGUGGGCACAGGGAUACCUGUGCUGAAGAGAAAUCACAGAUUAAUGUCACCUAUACCAACCUACCACAGAGUUGGGUGCUGCACAACACUGCUCAGGUCUUGUAAUUGUGGAAAAAUCAAGCUUGAAAGCUUUGCACUAAGCACGGAGUGUCUCUGAAAAUUCAGUUUGAGUUUGGCAGAGGAGCAAGAGCAGUGACAGGCAUACUCCAAGGUGGCAGCCCAUCAGGCAGCACAAAUAACAGAUCUCUUGCCCAACUAGUUUCCCUGUUUUCAUGUAUGUUUGAAGGAAAGCUUAAAAGAGAAGACUUUUACAUGUAGAUGAUCACAAUCUGAUUUGAUUCUGCCCUCUGGGGGCAGUCUGUGAGCCAGCACAGCAGAUUUAGAUAAGGUACUUCUGCUGCCAGUGACUUGCACAUAGCGAAGAAACCUUCUUAGAAGCAGGUGCUUUUUCUUUUGUUUUUCUUGAGAUAACAAACCACAGCAAAAUGCCAUUCUGCAGACCUUUGUUAAACUCUCACUGUCUCCCUGUAGCACCAGCAGCUGGGGAGAACUCCAGAAUUCAGAGAACCGGGGCCAUAACACAUCAAAAAGCCUCUGCAAUCUAUUGCUACUGAAAAUGUUCUAGUGCUACAUCAAGAACAUACAGACUUGGGCUCUCCAAAAUUCCCUGUUGCUGUUCCUUUUUAUGAAAAUGAUGUUAAAAUCUUUGUGUCUGCAUCCGAGUCGAUUCUGCCUGCUGAACCAAGAGCACUUCCAACAGACUUCAGACGCAUAGGGAAUCGUUCUUAGUACAAGUCAUGAUGCUCCAAACAUUCUGAAUGUUUUUCUUAAAAACAUUUGCAAAAUGAGCAAUGUGAAUGUUAAUGCCUAAAAGUCUAUGAAACCAAUUGAGUGCAAAUACUAAGAAGAAUGUGCUUGCACGUGAGACGUUAAAGAAAGACUACUGAAUUACUAAUUUGCUAAGCACUUGCUCCUGAGUUUGAUUAAUGCACUAAACCAGCUUUGGUCAGAGUUACUUCUUAUAAGAACUGAGAAGGAGUAUUUUUUUCCUCGAGUUAUUCAAGUAAUUCAUAGAAUCACAGAAUGGUUUGGGUUGGAAAGGACCUUAAGAUCACCUAGUUCCAAUCCCCCUGCCACGGGCAGGGACGCCUCACACUAGACCAUGUCACCCAAGGCUCAUUCACUCAGGUAAUGAAUAGUUUGUUUCUGGUCACUGGGUUUUAGAAUGAGCAAAUCUCAUCCUCUUGCACGUCUAAUCUUCAUUGCUUGUAUGGAAAAAAUCUUUUCUGCUGUUUCAUUUCCCAGUGAAUGAUCAGGUCACUAGCUACAGGCAAUGUUUCUUCAUGUAGAUUGCAAAAUAGGCUUUGAUAAAUGUACUCUCCUCCAUGCACUUCCUGAUUAUCUGAUUAUUUUUUUAGCUUCAAAAAUGCCUUUGUGCAAUUUUCACAGAUAUGGUUGAAUAACAAUUGCAAGGAAGAAUCUAAGUAAUCUAGUAAGUGUUUUAACCACUUUUUUUCCUAAGUUAAGAAGAUGAAGAAACAUGAAGUAUUAUGAACAAAGUCAAUUCACUGCUGAAUUAAAUGUUUAUAGAACAUACUGAUUAACAAAACCAGUGAUCUGUGUGAGAGCUGUCUUUAGGAGCAAACCACUGUGUUUUAGUAAUUAUAGCAAGUGAAAAAGCAGAAAGCUUUUUUCUUCAGAAAAAGCACAAAUGGAAAACAAGAUUAAGGUAGAUUAUUUAAACCUAGGUUUUCUCCUUGACUUUAAGCCCAUCCUGCCUGGUAUGGUACUGUUGUACAUUCAGGGAUGCUCAGGACAAUAGACAUUCCUCAUGGGAAGCAGCUAGGUUCCAAAGUGUUAACUGAAAUAAAAGCAAAAGUGAGCAAACUUGUAGGAUUUUCUAAAUACUAGCGCAGCGAUUGCCAAAAAAAAGCCAAAAAGCACUACUUGUCUCCAAACUCCAAUUCAGCAUUUGAGAAGAAUCGUGCUUUAAUCUAGCUCGCACACCAUAGUUAAAAGCAGAUUCCUGUUGGUUUGCUUGUUUGUCUUACAGGGCUUGUUCUUGAUAAUAAACCUCCGAACAGGGUAUGCCAAUACACAAAUGACCACAGUUAAAUUGGAAUCUCUCAAAAUCCCCAAAUCUAUUACACAUUAUUAUUACAGAAACAACAGUCUUUGAAUGGAAAAACUACUUAAAAUUAUCUCAAAAAAGGCAAGAAGAAAAAGAAGCUAAUGCUUUAUUUGGGAAAUGCCAUUCAGCUACCAUUGACUCCCCGGCUGUGUGCUUAACUGGUCUCCUGUAGCUUUUUCAGGUUGCAUUUUUGUUGAAAACAAUAGCUGAUAAAGCAAAGAACCUUCCUUUGAUCUUUGUAAAUGAAUGUAUACAUACAAACUAUGCAUUUCCAUACAGCUGCAUACUGUACCUUGAACCAAUUCAACUCCAACCUUUUCCCCUAGGUUAGCAACCCCCAAACUUCGGGAGCUGAAGGUGCUCCUAUCUCUUUUAGCAAAUGUUUGUCUCCUGUCUUGUUUCCGCUCUCCAAAAGCCCGAGGUGCAGGAUGGAGGUGUGCUGAGCUGCAGCUCACCAGGAGCAGAGUGGCCCAAGGCCUGUGGCCAAACAGGGGUCUCACAUGCUCUGGGGGACCAGUUUGGAAUCCCAGGCCCAGAAUAUCCAAGCAGAGGGAUGGGGUACCUGUGCUCAUUCAGCCCCAGCACCUCUUGCACUUCUGCUCAGCAUCUCUCAGGCUCAGGCAGCAGAGUGGGACCAGGAGCUGCUCUCUCACACAGGGUCAGUAGGAGUCUGCAGCAAUACUAGGACAAGCUAUGCCAAGGAGGAGGCCACUGCAAACAGGGCUUGCAGCCAUGAUCCUCCCUCUCGGGAGAGCCUUUUCAGCCACCCUACCAGCCCACUUUUGUUCUUACCACCACUUCUCCACAGUGCUCUCCAGCACACCACUUAGGAUGCAUGGAUGGCUCCUUAGGGAUUGUGGUCUCAUGGCCAAGACCUGCUGCCUCAGAUGAUGUAUUGCUCAAAACACUCAAUCCUUCAUCCUAAUCAUUGACCGGACUCCAGGGCUGGGAUGUGUAAGAGACAAAGGAUCAGACCUUGGUUUUAGUGUAACAUCUGUUGGAAGGGAGUAAGAACGAUGAAAAAUGGGUAUCUUUCUUGUUCUUGUAGCCUGUGCAAUUAAAUGAAUGAAAAAGGUAUUGCAUGCAACAUUCUUACUUAAAUUUUGGGUUGUUGCUGUACAUCAGCCCAGCCUGGUCAACUGAUGAAGUGUGUUUCUUACAGUUUAUCCUACAGCAAAAAAGAAAAUUAAAAAUAGAAGUAUUAAGACUAUCCUUGCUUUAGAUUAAAGCAAGCCUGGAGUGAACAACAAAGAAAGAUUCUGUUUAUAUGCAAACUAUUUAAACAUUUGAUACCAGUAUGAAGGCAGUAGUAUUCUUAUCUAUCCAGAGGUGUGCACUCUUCUAGGUUAUGUUUAAUUGAAAACUAUUUUCGCAGUAUGUAUCUGUAUUUGAUAGGCUAAGGCCUUCCAUUUUAUAUUCUUUACAGGAAUUAGUAUGAAAAUCAUGUUUUCCCCUUUAUUGAGCUACCUGCCCAUGCUAGAUGUUCAUUCGUGUAAAGAAUAUUUCCACUACUUCGGAGGGGUUUGGGUUGGUUUUUUUAAACACUGUCCUUUUUGAAAAAUGCAGUGCUUUUUGUAUGUUGCUCAAUAGAAAAACAUAUUCCUUGCAGGGCCCUGACCACACCACCCAAGAACCCAGUGACUUGAAAACAAGGCUUGAGGGCAGGUCUUUGGGGUUGUCAGCUGCUGUAUCUCCCAUAGGAGUGACCACUUCUGUCAGGGGGGGACCUGCCCAGGAGGGUUGGGCAGAGGUGGCUGUAGGGAUGCUCAGACUGGUCCGGGAGGCUCUCUUGGAGCUGGCACAUCUCUGGUACCGGGAUGCACCAGAAACAAUAUAACGAAUAACAGAACAAAUAACAGCAACAGAAAGACGCUCUGCAUUUCUCUGCAACCUGCAACUGUCCCGUGGGCCUGGUGUAGCUCCAGCUGCAGUCCCUCAAAUCAAAGCUUGGACUGCAACUGUCAGUCCUCUGCUGUCCCUUCCUAUCACAAAGUUAACUUUCUAAACUGAGAAAGAGCUUCCAACUCUGGCACUGAUGGAAAUACUGAAUACUUUUAAUAUAUAUAUAUAUAUUUGGAAAGUAUUUGAAAAAAGCAUUUUGUCUUUUUUUAUACAACUUUUAGCCAAAUAGAAGUAUUCUGAUUAUUACUUCUGUGGAUACCUGUCCACCUGUAAAUAAACUCUCAUAUGCAGGUACAUGAACCUGAAGAAAAAAGAUAAUAAAGACUGUUCAGUGGCUAUGCGCUUUGCUAGCUGUUGGUUCCUUUGUACAUAAGAGGUAACUGUUUAAAUGUUGGGGGGGGGGGGGGGGUGUAAUUUAAUUCUUGUUCCUCUAAAGAAAGAAGAAGAAGAAAAAAACCUUUUGACUUUGUUUUUUCUGAGUUAAUACGAAGAUUUUCUAACUUUUUACUGCAGAAAUGGAUAAAUACCUGGUGCUAUGUGAACUUGAGUCACACUGGCCAUAGCAGACACACCAGUUAGAAUGCACUUUUCCUGUGGCACGCAUUGUAUUUUCUCAGAAGGGACUUUCAAAGGACCAUCAGAUGUUUACAUUUCUUCUUGUUGCCCCAAAUAGUUUUGGUUAUUGAAAUAACUCCCCAAAAUAAAGUCGUGAUCCAUUACUGAUGCGAUGAAUCCUUACAUUUAGGUAUCUACGACAGGUUUGUACGAAUACCAUUUUAGAGAUAGUUGAAAUAUUGGGCUUUCAUACUUUGUAAUGCUUUGAUGUGACAAUAAAUAUGCUGUUGCUAUCUAGUCUAACCUCAUUGUAGACCUGUAACUUCCUGUUUAUGGUUAUGUCAUAAAUUGCACUGGCUUGAAUUCAGCCAAAUACUGACUGUUCAGCUGAAAUACUCCGACUGUUAUGAUGUCCACAAAACAUUAAUUAAAUGCACUUGUAUCUGACUACCGCAGAGUAUGUCAAAUUAUUCAUGUAAUAAAACCCUUGUGUAUAACUUUU